AUGGCCCUGAGUCUCCUGUGUCUUGGUCUCACCCUGCUGGGAUCGCUGCAGACUCAAGCCCAGGACACCUCGGCAAACCUGAAACUACGCCCAGAUCUGAUCAAGGUGCCCCUGCAGCAAGACUUUCAGGAUGACCAGUUCCAGGGGAAGUGGUACAUCAUAGCUGAGGCAGAGGACCCCAUUCAGGAAGUGAACCAGCUUAAAAUGCACAGCGUCACCUAUGAGCUGCAAGAUGACCACAGCUACAACCUCACCGCCACCAUGCUCAGGGCAGGGAUGACCCUCACUGUCCACAUUUCAGUUUAUGAUACAACGGGGAGCUACACCGUGAGAGUAGUGAUCACAGACUACAAUCAGUAUGCCAUUGUGUUCUUCAAGGAGACUGUUGGAGGCGCAGUGUACUUCAAAGCCAUCCUUUAUGGUGAGUCCUCUUUCCCUACCCUCAGGGGCCUGGCUCUCAGUCAUCCUAUCAGGAGGGAACCCUUUCUCUGA
Molecule: messenger RNA, 492 nt
Organism: Fukomys damarensis (Damara mole-rat)
Lineage: Eukaryota; Metazoa; Chordata; Mammalia; Rodentia; Bathyergidae
Product: neutrophil gelatinase-associated lipocalin-like
Exons: 3
Coding region: 1-492 (163 amino acids)
Molecular function (GO): small molecule binding
Source: RefSeq, a predicted model, not a curated record